CCCGCAGGCUCGUUGCCAUUCAUCCUCGCAGGGGUAAACACCCCGUUCGUACCGCCUGCUUGCCUCGUCGCGUUCGAGCAUCAAUGAUGCCGGAAGGUCAGGUAGCAGUCGUUGAAAUUGGCUGUGGAACUGACAUGCAUGGACAAGACGCUAAUGUUGCUGCUACCCGAGCGUGUCGAAAUGCCAUUGGGUUCAACUCGUUGCCGGGGCUAAGUCGUUUGCUCCCCGAUGGUGAUUUGUCGAAGAUGAAUGUCCACGUGCGGUUGGGUGUCCCCGAGCCUUAUGUGAAAGAUGUCGAUGAACAGCGAGUCAAAGAUCAGUUCCCGUAUGGUACUGUUUCUGUCGAAGUUGUAGCUGGCGGUUUAGCUUGCGGUAGCGGCGUUGUCUUAGCGGAGCAAGGGGAUGCACCUGACAAUGAUACGGCUCUUGUAGUAGUCGCAGCGGUCUCCGUGUUCUGCUAGCUCGACGACAGACGUAUUCGGCUUGACGUUUGCUUUCAUGGAGGACAACUGCUAAGAUGCAUCUCGAUCGCACGCAACAUACGAGAUCCGGCAUUUGGUAGGGUUUCCGCCAGUGAGGUGGCUGUUAGCUGCUAACGAUACAUCCAGCCGAUCAGGUUGGUCGUCGAAUCUAGAACACAUUUGCAUAUUAGGUAAUAUUCCUAGCUAUACAUGCCUGGACUUCCGUAUCGAUGUAAGCUGGCGACAUCAGAUUCUCGCGUUUCGCAAAGAGCAGGGUGCGGCGUAGAAACAUUCUUUAACUGUCAUCAAAGAAGGCAGCUAAGAAUCCAUAAAAUGAAAGAGCGGCGUAUAUCCACCGUCGUAUUGUGAGGAUAAGAACGAGCGCCGGCAAGCCCUAACGCAUAGACAACGAUGGCACUGCGAAGGAAUAACAAG
Molecule: messenger RNA, 896 nt
Organism: Chondrus crispus (carragheen)
Lineage: Eukaryota; Rhodophyta; Florideophyceae; Gigartinales; Gigartinaceae
Exons: 5
Coding region: 84-461 (125 amino acids)
Source: RefSeq, a predicted model, not a curated record